Episyrphus balteatus (marmalade hoverfly) is the source of this 2635-nucleotide messenger RNA. RefSeq lists its product as uncharacterized. The coding region runs from base 728 to 2317 and encodes 529 amino acids. Gene Ontology annotation, cellular component: cytoplasm. NCBI's taxonomy places the organism in Eukaryota, Metazoa, Arthropoda, Insecta, Diptera, Syrphidae. Gene Ontology annotation, biological process: negative regulation of protein kinase activity; neurotrophin TRK receptor signaling pathway; negative regulation of TOR signaling. The transcript has 4 exons. The record is from RefSeq and is a predicted model, not a curated record.
UGUUCUUGCUCGCUCAAAUCGCUACAUGUUCAGUUGGUUUAGAUUUUUUUUGACGUGACGGUGUGGAUGCAGGAAUUAUACAAAAGUAGUGGAAUGGAAUAUUAGCCUUUUUUUGAAUUGUCUUCUUAUAAAUAUUUUUUCUACAUAAAUAUAUUUAAUUUGCAUCGUGUUUUAAAUCUCGAUUAAAUUACAAAUAUAUUUAUAAACCGUGCCGGCAUUUUAAAAUUUCCUUCAAUCAAAUGUCCCAGUGAAAAAUAUUGUUCUUUUUCUAACAGAAAAAAAUAAAUAAAAAAUAUAAUUUUUCUUUCUUUCAUUCAAAUUGCCAGCAAAAGACGAAGAAAAAAGAAGAAAAAAAAAAACGCAAAGGGUAAAAUAAAUCCAAAUCCAAAAAGUGCGUAUGUAAGAAAGAGAUAGAGAAUAUAGUUUGGCUAUAGGAAGAAAAAAAAAAGUGCGAGUAUCGAAAUUUUAUUUCCUUCAAAAUUUUCCUUUUGAUUUUUUUUUUUUUUCUACGAUUUACUCGAUUUUAAUUUAAUUUUUUUAAAUUAAAAAAUUAAUCUUUACAAAGAAGUGAAGUAAUAAAUUAAUAAAUUUAUUUAUAUACUUCAUUGGGAAUAAAUAAAUUUCAAGUGUUAACGCAAAAUUUACUACACACAAAUAAAAAAAGUGUAAAGUGCGUCUUUGAAAAAAAGUCUCUCUCUCUCUGUGUUAAAGAAGAGUGUGUUAAACGAUGUUGAUCUCAUGUAAAUGUUUAAACUUUGUUGCCAACACUUCUGCUAGCAGAAGUAAUAGCAUUCAUCAAUUCGAUAAGAAUCAUCAAUUGAAUUUGAUUAAUAAUCGGCAGCGUGAUCGAGAUGCUGCUACUGCUAAUGCUGCUGAUAGCGGCACGAGCGGCAGCGGCAACAAUGCCGGCAGUGGUAGAACUGCGGUGGCUGCUGCUGUGGGUGACGAGAAUCGGUGUAAUGACGCGUUGACCGCCGAAUUGGUGAAUGCUUUUUUACAAAGGUAUCCCAGAAAUUGCGUCUUUAAUUCCCAAUGUAUGGAAUUAUUGAAGCAGGCCAUAGGACCGGUUUCGGAACUUUCAGUAACCAUCCACCAACGUGACCUAGUUUGCAUGCUACCUUGCAAUUCGUGGGUUCUUAAUAUUUGCAUCAAUUGCAAUACAGCUAUAUGUGCUAAGCACACCUCAGACUCGAUCUAUCUGCUCAAUUCCAAUCUGCUUAUUAGCCACGACGAGCUGGUGCAACGCAAAGCAGAAAAAUCCUAUUCUGAGACUUUUGGUAUUCUAAUAAUGAACCACCAACAAAUUCACCAACAACAACAAGUCGACGAUAAUCCCUUUCACAUAAGAAGCAAUAAGGCCAAUAACCGAUUGCGAUCACUCACACAGAAUUUGCAAUCGAGAUUGCAGAAGGAAAUCGCCGAUACGGACGAACGUAUACACCGUUAUACGGAACAGCAAUUUGCUCUUUUAAAGAGUUUUCGUGAAAAGUCUGAACAAGAAUAUCAAAUAUUAGUUAGUCUAGUUAACCAAGUACCUGAACAAUUGAUCGAUGCCAUGGGAACUGGUGCGAACAGUGUCCCAACCACGCCCACCAUAACCACCCCGACUAAAAUCGAAAUCGGACGAAUCGGGGUAGCAACAUCCAAUAUAAAUAAUAAUAAUAAUUCUUCGUUAAGUGCCAUGGACAGCAAUACUCAGACAUCGUCGUCUGUGCAGAGUGUUUUUUCGUUCAACAAUAAGAAAGUUACAAGCUUCGAUACCCCACCAGCGACACCCGAAAGCACUCCAAUGAGUGUUGGCAAUAGUCCGACAUUUAAUAGGCAGCAACAGGCUUCCAUUGGUUUGAGCAGUGUUGUCGGUGGACAUCGUGCUUCCAUUGGGAAUGGUAUGUUUUAUAUAAAUUCAUCAAGUUCCAUUGCCAGCGGUGCUGCUGGUAUGGAUGGAGAUGGUGAUUGUCUAUUCGAGUUGGAAGGAGUGGAAAGCUAUUCAAUGGCACCAAGAUCUUCUAUUCCACAGAAUAUGUCAGAUGUUGAAGAGAGUGCUGAAGAUGCCGAAGACGCAUUGGCUGAAUUGGAGGCUGCCAUUCCCAUUCCGGGAAAUCAUGCUAAAAAGCAAAAUAUGAGAGAUUUUGCUAGAAGUCUUCCCAUAGCCAUAGCUAAUUCUGUUAACGAAGGCACUUUGAUCACUGAUUCGGAUGACGAUAUUCUCGAAGAUAAUGUCGACAUUGCAGCUAGCAUUAAGGCACUUGCUAAAAGUGUACAUGGCGAUGCAGUUUUUGGUGACUUACCCCGACCACGAUUGAAGUCACAAAUAUGAAUUUUGAAUUAUUAUAUAUUUUUGGACAAAACUAUUUUUCUUUAUUGAUAAAGAUUAUGUUUAAUUUUUUAUUUUUUACUAUUCUUUGACUUUAUGUGCAACUUAAGAAACUACAUAAUAACGAACUGUUAAACAUUGUAUUCAUUUUUUUUUUCUGUUCGAAUCUUGUAAAAAAAUGUUAAUCAUAACGCGCUGUUUAUUUUUCAAGACCUAAUUUCAAGAAAUGUUUGAUUAAAUGUGCACCAGCAGAAGUCGAAAUUGUGUUAUUUAUGAAUCAAGCUGUUUGGCACAUUUUCUCAAUAUUUUUUUUUUUUUUUU